UCCGUUAAAACACUUACUUUUUCAAUACUGUCACUAGAACAGAACACAACAUGAAACCAGUACAAAAAAAUUACUUCAGUUGGAAACAUUUGUGCAUUUGAGCGGAUAGUUUUUAUCUUCAUUGUUUUUUACCUUCUAAUAACUCAGUGCGUUUUUUUUUUGCGUGUGUACUUCCGCGUACAAUGUUUUUUUCCCACUGACACACGACAACUUUCCAACAGGAAACCUAUCAGACGCUUCGACUGUCGUUUUCUCUGUAUUUAAGGCAGGGCGUGUUUGGGGCUCAUAGCUCUAACCCAGCCAUGAGCAUCAUAGGGGCAGAGGAUGAGGAUUUUGAGAACGAUCUGACUGAUGUGGCCGAUGAUCAGUGCACAGCCUUCAACAAUAUAGAAAGCUUGAAGGAUCGGCCGACCCACCUGCUGGUCUUCCUGCAACAUGUCAUUCUACAGUUUGACCCCGCUCCCCUGCUGUGUUACCUCCAUGCUGAACUCUUCAAGAACCUCAGUGCCAAAGAGACCAAGAAGCAAUUUGUGGAGUUUAACAACACUUUCUUGGACAAGGGUGCAGUUCUCAGAGUUGCAACACCUGCCAAUAUAUGCUAUGAACUUGACCGAACACGUCCAGAUCUGCUCACUGAGGACACUCAAAGGCGUUUCGCUCAGGAUAUUCAGAUUCUGCAGGCAUCUGAAGUGGCCAAACAGCUGGAAGAUUUCAGGCAGAAGAGGAUGAUGGGUAUGACCCCCAACGAGGCUGAGCUCAUUGAUGUGGACAACCACUAUCCCACUGACCGCAUCCCCAUGGAGAUGAAGGAGAAGUCUGUAGCAGAGAACCUGCUGGACAAGAUGUCUGAAACACAACCUUCUAUCGUCUCAGACGAGGAGAAAUGCCAAUCCAUCUUUUCAGCGGUGGUCUUCUACAUGAAGCACCUCGGUGUGAAAACCCGAGCAGUUGACAGUAAAAAGUCCAGAGGGGGCUUCUUCAGGAGCAAACUGGCAAAGAACAAGAAGGACGAACCCUCAAAGACUAAGCCGAGAGGAGGGUUUCCAAUCCCCAGCUGGAUUGCAGGAAACACUGAGGUCAAACCUAAAACGGAGGCUGAAGCUGAAAAGGAGAAGGUGAAUCCCGAACGUAAGGGUCUGGCUCCGGGCAGAGGAUCCUUGACCGAAUCUGUGGUCCCUUCCCUCCCAAGCAAGAAAUCUAUAUCCAGCGGAAGCCCCGCCUUCCUGCCGGGGUUAGAGAUCAGUGACGGGUCGGGCAACAACAUCAUCUCUGCCAACAGCCCUGAGUCUUCAAACACGGAUGGCCUGUCCAGCAAUCGUUUAGAGCCUCCAACCCUGUCAGACGGGGGUGAUGUGUCACCAGUUGGUCUGGCUGGAGGCCUGAACAUCGGAGAGCCUUUCUCAACCGGUGACACUCCCACAGAGGAGAACCUGGAGAAAGAAAGAAGGAAGAGUAGGAAAGUGGGGCGUAGCGAGAGUGCCCGUAUGGACCGGCACUCCUCUCGGCGCCGUGGCUCUUCCCGGGCCAAACAGUCUCGCUCCCGUAGCGAUGUGGACCUCCAGCCGCCAUCUGCCACGACAACAACACCUACCCCGCUUACCCCCCAGCACCUCCGUCCUUACGAUGGACCACUUUUAAAUCCUGAAGGGCCUGGACACUCCCCCACCAGCCCCUCCCCUCAGCUGGAGGAGAUGGAGCCCCGUCUCCUGGAGUUCGAGCAGGACCCUCCCAACUGGAGAGAGCUGGCCUCCCCUGACGCCCUAACUCGUCUCAGCAAGAAGGAGACCAAGAGGCAGGAGAUCAUUAACGAGUUGUAUGCCACUGAGCACGCCCAUGUGCGGAUGCUAAGUGUCCUGCAGAUGAUUUUCUCCAGGCCUUUGGAGAGAGAGCAGCUCCUGACCUCCACUGAGCUGGCUGCCAUCUUCCCUAAUCUGGAUGAGAUCAUUGAAAUGCAUUAUAACUUCUACGAGAGCCUGAAGAAACUGCGUUUGGAUGAGAGCUUCAUAGUGAAAUCCAUCAGCACCACAAUGCUCAGCAGAUUUGAAGGCCCAGAGGGGGAGUGGUUCCAGAAACUGACAGCUCGGUUCUGCAGUCACCAGUCGUGGGCCUUGGACCAGAUCAAGAGCAGGCAGAAGAGGGAGCCACGCUUCAACUCCUUUAUACUGGAGGCAGAGAGUAAGCCCCAGUGCCGCAGGCUGCAGCUCAAGGACAUCAUUCCCAUAGAGAUGCAGAGACUGACCAAGUACCCGUUACUGCUGGACAAUAUUGCCAAGAACACAGAGGACGUGGUGGAGAAAGAGAGGAUCAAGCAGAGCGCAGAGUGCUGCAAAAAGAUCCUCAACCAUGUCAACGAGGAGGUCAAAGAGAUGGAGAACCUAUUGACUCUGAAGGACUACCAGCGCAGAUUGGACACAUCAGGGCUCAAACCGAGUAAUGAGCUUUACACUGAAUAUAAGUUCAUUGACCUGACCCAGAAGAAGAUGCUGUAUGAAGGCCCUCUGACCUGGAGAGUCACAAAGGAGAAAACAAUUGAGGUGCAGUGCGUGUUGCUCGGGGACCUGCUCGUGCUGCUGCAGAGGCAAGACGACAAAAUGGUCCUCAAAUGCCAGAGUAAAAGCAACAUCGCUGUUCAGGAGGGCAAGCAAAUGCUGAGCCCCAUCAUCAAGUUGGACUCAGUCUUCCUUCGGGAUGUGGCCACAGAUCGAAAGGCCUUCUAUGUCAUAUUUACCUGGGACAGCGGCGCUCAGAUCUAUGAACUGGUGACUCAGUCUCUUGGAGAAAAAAAGAUCUGGACUGAAGUGAUUAAAGAAGCAGUGGAUGAUCUGAAGAAGAGCGGAGCGCCCAUGAGGUUGCCGUUGCCUCUUGGAGCUGCAGGAGCUCCCUUCAGUCCCUCCUCACUGACAGCCCCUUUGAGCCCGACUGAGAAUGGAGGUCCAAAAAGCAGCAGUGAUAGAGAUAAAGACAGCCUGACAGAUGACAAACCUGCAGACCACCCACACCAACUGAUUGAUUUCCUGUCAGACAAAGGCUUUGACUUGAUAGGCCACACUAACAGUGAACAGGUGAAGGUGGCAACCGGCGCUCUGGAUGAAGUGAUGUCGCUCAAAAGGCUGCUGAUCGGCAGUAUCAGCCUAUCAGAAGACUCGCAGCUGGAUGCAGAAAACGGAGAGGACCAAUCAGAGAGGCCCAGCCAAGAAUCAGAUCGCUGUCGGUCAACAGAAGACAGCCGGACCACUGACAGUGUAGUGGAGGAGGAGAACGAGAACUCCUGCGAAGGAGAAGGUGCAGCGAUGAGAGGAGAGGAGGAGAGGAACAUCAGCGCACCCCUGGUGCUGUCCCAGGGGACGAUGGAGGAAGUGUGCAGGAGGAUCGACAGUCUGCAGGAAAAAAUAAAAAGCCUACAGACUGUAGAGGAGGAGCACCACAGACUGCAGGAGGCCCUUUCCACAUUCUCUCUGGAGUGGAGAAACUUCCAGUAAGACACCAUCACGCCACCUGCUGGCCUUCAGAUUUUUACUGGUGCUGGUUUGAAGUGCAAGACUUCCUUUCAGUGGCUCACCUGGAAAAUUCCUAAACCCUCAUGCCUGGACCUCUUGCCACCUUAGGGCGGCUUUGUGCACAGUGCAGUGGUUCAGUGAUGGAACAUGGGGAGGUGUGUGCAGGUGUAAGUUGCAUAUGAUUGCGUGCAUGCUAUAGAUAGAGAGGUAUACAUAAAAACGGGACCUCCUACUUUUGAGUGGGGGGUUGCUUUUUGCGGAGAGAGGUGCCAAAAAAACAAACAAAAACAAAGCAAUAUGUUGCUGUGAGAGGGAUGCUGCCUAACAACUGUAAUGAUUGUGAUCUGCUGUAACACACAUACGCACACCAUGCAGGCUACUGAAGAAUUGACUUUAUUGCCAAAAGCAGAUGUACAUAACAGAGGAAUCCUCUGUAAGCAGAUAGAGCCUUAAGGGGCCAGUGUAGCGUUUGAAGAUAUAUUGAAAUACUACUGCUGAUAUAUAGUGUUAUUUCUCACCUAUGCCAAAGCACCACAGAGAUGCACUUUGUUCUAACCAAACAAGUUGAACCCACACUGUUUUUGCAACAUUUAUUAUGUUUGCUCUCGAUUCAGUACAGUUCGGGCUUCAUGUAGGCAGCCUGCAUUAUUUAGAAGAUUGCAUUCAAGACCGUGUGUGUAUGUGUGUUACAAAGUUUUUAACUGCUUCUUGGAGGGUUCUUAUUGUUAUUAGGUCACUUAGAAACAUUUAUGAAUAGUGGCACUGUAGGUAAUCAUGCUGUUUAUUCUGGAGAUUUGUAUUUACUUGCUUUUAUUUAUUCCUCUGAGUUCUGUUGGGUCAACGUGUUGCCUCUCCUGAGUGGAACUGUUACAGCACUGGGCCAAAGUGAAACAGAGACGUGAGGUAGGAGAAACAUAAAUGACAGAUGGUUAGCUGAGAAUGUGUAUGAAAGGUGGAGGUAGAGAGGGAAGAUGAAGGGAUGAGGAGUGAGUUCAGAGGAAGGUUGAUGUUGCUUUGGUUCAUUUGUAGUGAGGAGGAGUCAUGAUGAGAUUAGGAUUUGCACUCACUGUACUGGAGAAGAUGUUAAAACACAAACACACACUCACACACACAUAUAACAGUUAGAUACACUGAAAGCCCAGUGUCACAUUAGUGCUCACGAAGGUCCCACAGGUCUCCCAAGUUCACAGCUCCUGAUCCAAACAACAGACAUCAGACGAGGUUAUAAACUAUAUCAUAUGACAUUAGAGUGACUUGUUAUUGGUAACAAACUAUUAUCUUCCCCUGUGUAACAGUUGAGCUAUGUUUUUGUAUUUUAUUCAGCAGUUGAUUGUACUUUAAUUAUGGUUAUGUGAUUUCUGAGUGGUUGAAAAACUGUGUCUGUGCACACAGGACCAAAGACAAAACAAAGAUCCUCAUACCAGCUGUUAUUUUCUUAAAGGCUUCAUCUGUGUAUUCACACAGUGCUGUCGGACGCCCCAGAAUCCUACAUGUGGUAUAUGAAGUGAAGGGAUUUCAAAAAGUGGUGAAAAGAAUAGUGCAUUUGUUGUUGAUAGAAUCACCCGGUUCAGCUCAUUGAUAAAGAAAGUACAGAGAUUAAGACUGUAAGACUGUAAGCCGUAUGACCAAAACAAAACCAGAUCUGUUGUUCUGAUUUUCUGCUUGCUUUUCAUUGACUUUAACUAGCAAAAAAACAACAAUAAUAAUAACAAAAGUUGUCUGUUUUGGAUAAUAAGUGUAACGUAAGCUGGCACUGACUGUUUUGACCUGGAAAAAGGAGUGUUAAAGCAGAAAUCAAGGACAAGACUACAGACAGGGAAGCCAGACAAGGGCACAAAGGAAAAUGUGGAGGAAGGAAAACUGCAGUCUCAUUCCAUGAUUCCUUUCAGCAGUACUGUAAUCAUGAUCACUUCCUGAUAUGCAUUCUCAUCAUUGUUACCACACACACACCCCUUUGACCCUAAUGAAACCUCAAUGAGAAAUUAUGCAAAUAAUGCUUCCAUUAUUCAUUUAGAUGUCACAAGUUGUUAAAUUAUGUCUGUGUUUGUGCAUUGCUGCCAUGUCUGUUUCUUAGAAAUUGUAAAUAAAUGUAACCUUGAAGGAAAACAAAUUGUAGAAAAAGCAUAAAUUAGCUCCCCUGUUUGUGUUUAUUUUGCUUGUCAGCUACACACAUCUUCAUAACGCCCUCAUUUGUGAUAGCAUGAUCACCUCCUCCUUCUUCACAGUCCAUAUUUUGUUGUGUAUUUCAUUUGAUUUCUUUCGAACGGGCCGCAGAGAUUUAUGUUACCGUCUUCCACCAAGCUAGUGUAAUUAUGUACUAUGCAUUUGAACAUUACCAUGAGAGAGACAGGGCUUGUCUGUAACAAUGUCUAUACAUGAAUGAAAUGAAUAGUUAUGCAAAUAUUGUAAGUGUGGCUUAUGUUUUGGUGUCUAUUUUGCAGUGUAAACCCUGGUGUGUACUGUGGCUAACAAGCGACGUAAUGGGAUAGAUUUAAGGAGAGCAUCUCAUAUCGGGAUUUUAAAAACACACAACAUCUCAUUGUGGAAAUGACAACAGGCACUUCUUGCUGAUUUCCCCCCAGAUGCUUUUCCUCAUUACUUUUAUAAAGAAAAUACCAAGGUGUUUGGAAAAGAGUGUAUUUAUAGAGUGGUGCCUUCUCCGUCAGUCUGCAUAAGGGCUCCUGAAUCUGCAAACACAAUCCCAGAUGUUUUGGUCAAAAUGUUUUUCAUGGAGGACUGAAUAUGACAGAAAUGGCCUAAUCAAAGUGUUGUGACGUUGCCAUAAGGUUCUGUUUUUUUUUGUGUCCACAUCCAUCACAGCAAUAGGAUUCAAACCCUCUACCAACUCAGAAAGGACACUUCUAUUUUUGCCAUUAUGUCUCUCUAUAAACAAUGGAUAUGCAAGAAUUAUACUGUGUAUUUGGCUUUUGAUUUUUAUUGUGUAAGAGGCUCUUUAAUGAUGUAUACUUCAGGAAAUUUGGUACGUUUGUUUUUUAAUCCUUCAAUUUUUUAAUAAAUUGGGAAAAUAAAA
Molecule: messenger RNA, 6528 nt
Organism: Notolabrus celidotus (New Zealand spotty)
Lineage: Eukaryota; Metazoa; Chordata; Actinopteri; Labriformes; Labridae
Gene: arhgef1
Product: Rho guanine nucleotide exchange factor (GEF) 1b
Exons: 32
Coding region: 303-3479 (1058 amino acids)
Biological process (GO): G protein-coupled receptor signaling pathway; intracellular signal transduction
Cellular component (GO): cytoplasm
Molecular function (GO): guanyl-nucleotide exchange factor activity; G protein-coupled receptor binding
Source: RefSeq, a predicted model, not a curated record